Tetrahymena thermophila SB210 is the source of this 1524-nucleotide messenger RNA. Its product is annotated as F-box protein. The transcript is spliced from 2 exons. Gene Ontology annotation, molecular function: protein binding. Lineage: Eukaryota; Ciliophora; Oligohymenophorea; Hymenostomatida; Tetrahymenidae. The record is from RefSeq and is a predicted model, not a curated record.
AUGAGUGUUUAUAAUGAUGUUGAAAUAAGUAAGCUCAAAGAAGAUGUAAAUAGUUUAGCUGCAACACUAAAGAAAGUAAAAUGGGAUAUAGACACGUAGAGAAAUUAGGCAAAAUAGCUCAACUAAAAUUAAUCUGAAAUUCCAACAUUAUUUAAAUUCAAAAAGACUUUCUUACUCUCAAGAAUAUUCAUAUUUUUAAGUGAUUAAGAUAUUAUGGUAUUAGCUUUAGUCAAUAAAUCACUAUACAAACUAAUAUACUCACCUAUUGGUUAUAAAAUACUUUUCUUUACUAGAUCUUAAUAUGCUCAAAGGAGGUUAGUAUAGGUAUUACAAAAUGAUGAGUUGGAUAAAUAAAAAAAGAUAUAAAAUUAGGGAUCUGGACUUGAUUCUUCUUCUGUGACUGCUUUAAUGGAAAGAUUUAAUUCUGCUAAAUAUGAAUCAGGAGAAGAUUUUGAGGCAUAAUUAAUGACUUUUAAGCAUACAAUGCAAAUUUUAGCAGACGAAUUACAUAAAAAAAUAUAACAAAAUGCUAAUUUGUAAGAUAAUAUAAAAAAUAUAAGUGAUGAACUUUUCUAAGAAAAGACAAAUCAUGAUAAAUAUGUUACUAAAAUAAAAAUUUUAAACGACAAAGUACUUUAACUUGAAAAUUAAGUAGAAGGUUAAUAAAAAGAAUCACUUCAUUAGUAGGAAUAAUAAAUGGCUGAACUUUUACAGUUAUAAGGAUAAAAGAAAAAGCUGCAUGAGGAAAAUGAAUAGUUAAUUGCAUAAAAUAGUUUAAUAGAAUAAAAAGUAAUUUAUCAAGCUUAGUAAAUAUAUUUUUAAUUUAAUAUAUUUUUUAUUAGCUUACAGAAACACAGAGUCAACUCGAGUAAGUUCAAAAAACUAAAGAUUUAUACUUAGAAUCUUUAAAAAAUUUUAGAAAUUUAAUUGUAGAUGUAAAUUAUUGAUUUUAAUUUACGAAAUAGCUAACUAGUAUUGCUUUAUAUUUAAUAAUACAUAAAUAAGAAGAUGUCUAAUUUAUUUAACUAUUCAUAUUUUUUGCAGUUUAAAGUUAAUAAAAUUAAAAUUAAUACAUAAUUAGUAAAAAAAAAAGAUUAAUAAUAUGAUAAAAUAUUUUUAUUACUAAUUGAAAUUUAAAAAUAAUUAUAAAUAAUAUCUAUAAACUUACUUAUAAAAGCAAGGAUAAAUAGACUAAAUAUUUCUUAUCAAAUUUAACAAGUGAAUUUAAGUGAAUCAUUAUAUUUUAUGAUUGAAAGAUAUUGUUUUAUAAAAUUUUUGUUUACAAAUUUAAUAAUAAAUAAAAUAGUUUUCAAUUUUGAUAUUUAAAAAUUGUUUUCAUCAAAUAGAUAAAAAAUAUAAAACUUUGUUUAAUAAAAAAUUUUUUAUUUUUUGGCAAAAAAAAGUCUUUUCUUUUUAAUAAAAUUUAAAUUUUUUUUAUUUAUUAAGAAAAAAUAAAGUAAAAAUAAUAUUUUUAAAAUAUUAAAAUUGAUAAUUUUGAGAGCAAAAUCAAUUAAUUCUUAAUGA